UUACGAGUGGCUAGCAGCGAGACGCGUGCGCCAGUUUAAAAGUGAGAGAUUGAGGUACGAAGACAUCCUCUACCUCCGAUUCUGUCCAUCGUUAUUCUGCGGACAAGGACUAUACGGGCUUGCAGAAGAUAAUAUCAUCAUCAGUGCCAGUUGGUGAACAUUUAUCGCAGAGGACAGAGUUCCAUAUUUAGGGUAAGCCGUCGUUACAGUAGUUGUUACUCAUUGUUAUUCACUUAGUUUUUAAGGUUUAAAGACGGAGAAUGUUGUGUUAAAAAAACGGGCAACAAUGGAACCCCAAAUAAACUGUUUCAAAUGACAACUUUUUGGGAGUAAUUUUUAAAGUGACUUUUCAACCGUUUGAGAUUGCUGUAACAGUAGGGAUUGAAACAAUAGAAAUUAAGACGGUUUAAAGGGAAAAUCCAUUGAAUCACGCUCUGAGUCAGUGUCUGUGGACCAUGGGUCUCAACAAGUUGGCUUUCCUCCGGUGCUGCUGCAGUUGUGUGAUAUCCACUGCCCGGUCGACAGGUCCCUAUGUUGCGCAUCAUCACGCAGUAAUGCGAGUCGCUUUAAUGGAGGACAUCCAAGAACUUCCUCACUGAGAGUUCCUUAUCUUUCACAUCCUUCCAGACACACACACUACACACACACACUACACACACAGUCUAUCACUCUCAUUUACUUACUCACACACACUGUCUCUCACUCACACAAAACCGCUCUCUAUAGGUCUGUCUCUUACACACACACACACACACACACACACACACACACACACACACACACACACACACACACACACACACACACACACACACACACACACGCACACACACACACACACACACACACACACACACACACACACACACAAGGCACCAUGUACCCUAACGAGUCUUGUGAAAACAGCACCAGGAUCCACGUGGACGGCAACCCGGUGGUCAGCACCUUCAUGUUCGUGGCCGGCGUGGUGGGCAACCUCAUGGCUCUCGCCAUCCUGGGCGUUCACCAGAAAGAGCGUCGCACCAAAUCCUCCGUGUUCUGCAUCCUGGUGACGGGGCUGGCUCUCACAGACCUGCUGGGCACCUGUCUGUUGAGCCCGCCCGUGUUUGUCUGCUACGCCCGCCGCUCCACCCUGCUGGGGCUGACAGGCGACCAUCGCCUCUGCAACCUCUUUGCCUUCGCCGUGUCCUUCUUCGGCCUGGCGUCCAUGCUGAUCCUGUGCGCCAUGGCGGUGGAGCGUUGCCUGGCGAUCAGCCACCCGUACUUCUACUCCAAGGUGGUCCGCCGGAGCUUCGCCAAGGCGGCGCUCUGCCUCAUCUACCUGUUUACCGGGGGCUUCUGCUCGCUGCCCUUCAUUGGGUAUGGGCGCCACAAGCAGUACUGCCCGGGCACCUGGUGUUUCAUCAAGAUGGAGACGUCGGCGGCCGGGGAGGAGGGGAGCGUCCUGGCGUUCUCCCUGUCGUACGCCUCCCUGAUGGCUCUGCUGAUCGCCGCCGUGUUCCUGUGCAACGGCUCGGUGAUCGUCAGCCUGUGCCGCAUGCACCGGAGCCUGAUGACGCGGCGGGGGUCGGUGGUGACGGCGGGCAGGAAGAGGAAGAUGAGCCUGUCGUGGUUCGGCCAGGGCGAGGAGGAGAUGGAUCACCUGGUGCUGCUGGCGUCCAUGACCGUCAUCUUCGUGGUGUGCUCCCUGCCGCUCACUAUUGCCGGGUUUGUCAAUGCAGUACACCUGGUAGGGGAUGACCAGGAAAACCUGCUGGCGUUCCGUUUCCAGGCGCUCAACCCCAUCGUGGACCCCUGGGUCUUCAUCAUCUUCCGCAAGUCCGUGUUCCGCCACCUGCGCUCCCUGCUGCGCUGCCGCUUCACUGGGGGGGCGGUGAAGAGCACGGCGGCUCACUGCGCCCUCACCUCAGAACCCCAGGCCAUCCCACCCCCCUCCAGCCCGUAACCCUACUCUAACCUGCCUCCCUGACAGACGGGCCAGACCCUAAGAGAGGACAGGAAAAGGACAGGAUUGUACAGGAUUGAACGGGACAGCAUUGGUUAGGACCGGACAGGACAGAUAUGACAUUGUUAGUUUCGGACACGGCAAAAGAUGGAAGAAGCAUCAGACACUGGAUGGAUUGAUGAAGAGCAGAGCAAAGCCACUACGUCUGGCCAGAGAAGGAACUACAUGAUCACCCAGCUCUUACUGUGGGACUAUCAGUGUCCUGUCCUGUCUACACCAAAGCAAAAUGACCCUUGUUGUAAGUGCACUGGACCUCUGCUAUUAUACAGACAUUAGAGUACUGAGUUACAUAUAAGAACAUGUGAGUUGUUUUACCUGCUUCAGGACCGUUUAAACAAUGUAUUCAAAAUGUAUAUGACCCAUUAUCUUAUUACAACCCGACGGGCAUUCACAUUAUGCAGAGGCUCAGCACGGGGAUCCCAGGCUUUGCAACGCUGUGCUGGUACUGAUUCAAUGCUCUGUGUGGGUGUUGACAAAGUAGGAAGCUACGUGCAGCUACUGCCAAUCCCGACCUUCGUUAUUACCGCCGCACUGCUCCAUAUGUGAAUGCCCGAUUACAUGAAUGAACAUAACUUCGACCCGAACAGAGGCUGAACUGGCCUGAACUGCAGAUGAAAAGUUUCUGUCAUGAGAACCUGCAGUGUUAUGGACUAUGAACCCCUGUGUCACAGGGUUUGACGUGCAUGGUAAUCACCGCCAUAAUCAUAAUUGCUUCCUGUUCAGAGGAAGUUAACCAGGAAAUGCAACAACAUUGCACUGGGUCCCUGUCAUGGUCACUAGGGCCUACAUACCAGGGGACUGAUUGUAUUUCUAUAUCUCUCUGUCAUUCUCUCUCUCUCUUUCUCUGAGCUCAUUAAGCAGAUUCCACCUGUAUUUGAUAUGACUGAAAUUCAAUCUUCUACAGCAUUUCUGCCCCAAGUCCUCCUGUGUUUGUGUCUGUGUGUGCAUGAAAAUGCGUUCAUGUCGCUGCAUGUUGAGGGAGAAGAUCAAUGAAUGUCAUUGUAUCCAUAGAGGACCACCAUUACGGCGCAUGUGACGUCGGCUCCCACUCAGAUGUCUUCAGUCCAGCUCCAACAUACAGACCUGUACAGACAAUGUUCAAAGACCUCUCCUCCACUCUCUCACUCACCUCAUCACCUGCUAGAGCAUUUCAUUUAGCUGCCAGGGUAGGAAAGAUAGAGUCUUACAAAAGGACCUGACGUUAUUAUGCAUGCAUAUCUGUGUGUGUGCGUGCGUGUGCGCAUGUGUUGCUUUGUAUGAAUGCGUCCGUGUACUCUGUGUGUGUGUGUGCGUGCGUGUGUGCGUGUGAUGUUUCUGUUUGACGUUUUAAGGUACCUAAAUAAAUCUUGCUAGAUAUUUUAGCUACCUUUGUGUGUACAGAAUUUAUGCCCUAUAAAAAGUCAUCAUAAUGUGUGUGUGUGUCUGUGGCUCACAGUACUGUUUAUAGAUAAGUGCUGUGGCAUGCACUGUGGCUUAGUUUCGUGUGUUAGUGUCUGAGUGUGUUUUGUGGCAUGUGCUCCAAUGGUAGCAAGUCAUGUGUUGAUGUUUUUUCCUGUUGUCUUCUUUUCCUGCCUUGCAUAGCUGUCCUCAAUUGCCAGUUUUUGCAUUCUUGCACUUUUGGUUCAACUGUGAGUAUACAAAAUUUGAUUUUGCAGUAUUGACAUCCUUUUAAAAAAAGAAAAUGCUAAGUCAUAAAUAAAUGUUGUGUAUAAAAUCCUGUACUGAUAUGGUUAGAUGUAAACUGAUGUAUGAGGUAAAAUAUAUAAUAAAUUGAUACAACU
Molecule: messenger RNA, 3786 nt
Organism: Osmerus eperlanus (European smelt)
Lineage: Eukaryota; Metazoa; Chordata; Actinopteri; Osmeriformes; Osmeridae
Gene: ptgir
Product: prostaglandin I2 receptor
Exons: 2
Coding region: 878-1945 (355 amino acids)
Biological process (GO): negative regulation of smooth muscle cell proliferation; positive regulation of cytosolic calcium ion concentration; adenylate cyclase-activating G protein-coupled receptor signaling pathway
Cellular component (GO): plasma membrane
Molecular function (GO): prostacyclin receptor activity
Source: RefSeq, a predicted model, not a curated record